This is a messenger RNA of Clupea harengus (Atlantic herring), 1859 nucleotides long. Its product is annotated as cell surface A33 antigen-like. Gene Ontology annotation, cellular component: plasma membrane. The record is from RefSeq and is a predicted model, not a curated record. NCBI's taxonomy places the organism in Eukaryota, Metazoa, Chordata, Actinopteri, Clupeiformes, Clupeidae.
UAAAUGCUUCAGUUUUGCUGUGGGAACAGACAAUGCACGGAGGUAUCCCUUCUGUCAAAGGAUUGUCUUUAAAACAGUUGGAAGUCAGCCUACCCUGCUGAUAAAUAAUAUUAACCUAUUGCAGAAUGAACACUUGCAAAUGCAUGUAAAUCUGCUCAAUCCUGCUUACUUCUUGCAUGUCUUUCCAGAGGAGUGCAUCAAACAUGUUAAUGUUAACUUGGUACAAUGAAAUGUUAUAAACUGAAAACACGAUUUCUCAGUUUCUGUUCUGACAUCAGCCACACUAAAGACAGGUGUAAAGGGAAGGUGUAGGUGUGGAGAGCAAAGUCCACAUUUGGUCAUUUCAUUUGAUUGGCCAGUCUGAGGUCUUAUCUUGUAAGGUGCGGCACCAGUGUGUAGUUCCUGUGAAAGAAAGCCUAUUUGGAGUAGAACAUUUAUAAUUGUUUUUAGAAGAGGGAUUUAUUCAAUAUCAUUAAAUACAGACAACAAUGGGUGCUGUGGAAAGGUUAGUGUGUGGACUUCACAUACUCUCAGUUCUUUCAGUCACCAUGGGGAUUCAUGUGGAGUUUCAGAAGCAAGAGUAUGAGGUUGCCAGAGAUGAUCCAGUUGACCUGAUAUGUACAUUCCAGACCAAAAUGGAGAACAGUCCCGCUGUUAUAAUCACCUGGUCAGCUGACCCUGAUGACCCAGCAGAACCACUGAUAACUAUCGGAACUUACUACUAUACUACUACUAAAAAACAGGUAGACAUGAAUGCAGCAUACAAGGGCCAAGCCACUAUGACAAAUGAUGUACCUGGUGGUCUGUCAACACUGAGCUUCUCUCAUGUCACUCUGCAAGAGAACAGAGUCUUCCAAUGCACAGUACAGAUCCCGGGGGAUAAUGUUGGGCAGCAGGCGGACACAACCCGAGUGGUGGUACUGGUUGCCCCAUCUGUGCCCGUCUGUAAUGUCCAGGGUGCAGCAGAGUAUGGCCACAAUAUCAACCUCACCUGCAAGUCUGAGGAGGGGUCUCCAACACCCACAUACAAGUGGCUGAGAUUUGACCCCAGGAAUAACCCCCAACCCUUUCCACCGAGAACUGUUGAGAGCAAUGGAGUUCUCUCUCUCUUCAAUGUAUCGAUGGAAACAUCCGGAUAUUACGUCUGCACCUCAACCAAUAAGAUUCGUUCUAAUUCAUACAACAUGACGCUCAGUGUUGGGCCACCUACCAUGAAAGUCGGCGCCACAGCAGGGAUCGUGGGUGGUUGUGUUGCCGGAGCAGUGGUCCUCAUCAUCGUUGUCUAUUGCUGCUGUUGCAGGAAGAAGAAGAAGGAACCAGAAUAUGAAAUGGAAGAACCUGUUGCGUUCCAUGACGAACCACCUUUGGAGACUGAAAAUGUGAAUGUUUUGAAUACUGUGGAUCGGUAUGAAGAGUCCAGAGAGGAUGACGGCAAACGCAUUGGUUAUCAACAGGAUGAUCGCAGUGAUCGCAACGAGGGCAGUCGCUCUAGUGAUCGACUUGACCGUUAUGACGAGGGUCGCAGUCGCUCCAAUGAUCGACUUGACCGCAAUGAUCGACUUGACCGCAAUGACGACGGUCGCAAUCACUCAAGUGAUCGACUUGAUCGAUAUGAUGACGGUCGCAGUCGCUCAAGUGAUCGACUCGAUCGCCAAGACGACAGUCGCAGUCGCUCAAGUGAUCGACUCGAUCGCUAUGAGGACAGUCGCAGUCGCUCUAGUGAUCGACUUGACCGCUACGAAGGUAGUCGAGAUCGACUUGAUAACAACAGUGAUCGCUAUGAGGACAGUCGCACUCGAUAUGACGAUCGGCGUGACUACUAUGCAGACAAUCGAGAUCACCAUGGCAAUGGUCGUUAA